CCGGGUUUUGAUUCCCUAUAUGGUGAUUUUAUGAGGCCCAGAAUCGAUGAGGUUGAUGAACUAUUAGCUAAAGGAGUGAAUGUAACUGUGUACAAUGGGCAACUUGAUGUCAUUUGUUCGACUAAUGGAGCAGAAGCAUGGGUUAAGAAGCUAAAGUGGGAAAGUCUGAAAACUUUCUUGAAUAUGGAAAGGAGUCCAAUGUAUUGUGGGGAUGACAAAAUUACUAAGGGUUUCACCAAGUCUUAUAAGAAUUUUCACUUCUAUUGGAUUCUUGGAGCUCGUCAUUUUGUUCCAGUGGAUCAACCUUGUUUGGCAUUGGAUAUGGUAGCUAGCAUCACUCAGUCACCAGCUGUUCCAUAAUGAAACACACACAAAUACACACCUAAUUGUUUUCC
Lycium ferocissimum is the source of this 395-nucleotide messenger RNA. Its product is annotated as serine carboxypeptidase-like 51. Gene Ontology annotation, molecular function: serine-type carboxypeptidase activity. Bases 31 to 360 code for a protein of 109 amino acids. The record is from RefSeq and is a predicted model, not a curated record. The transcript has 5 exons. Gene Ontology annotation, biological process: proteolysis. NCBI's taxonomy places the organism in Eukaryota, Viridiplantae, Streptophyta, Magnoliopsida, Solanales, Solanaceae.